Molecule: messenger RNA, 2553 nt
Organism: Talaromyces amestolkiae
Lineage: Eukaryota; Fungi; Ascomycota; Eurotiomycetes; Eurotiales; Trichocomaceae
Exons: 4
Coding region: 1-2553 (850 amino acids)
Cellular component (GO): plasma membrane
Molecular function (GO): calcium-activated cation channel activity
Source: RefSeq, a predicted model, not a curated record
AUGUCAGCUACCUCCAGUAUGCCCACGCCGAUCCAGUUCGCGGUCAUAGCAAGUUCCACAGCUCCCGGAGACCAUCAAAUAGACUGGGGCAGUCAAGCGAAUGGAGGUCGAGACCUGGCAACGCAGCUCGUUAUCAGUGGGAUUUUGGGUUUGAGUGCAUUUUUCUCGUUUUGUCUUCUCCGGCCAAAAUGGACAGAGCUGUAUGCCGCACGGAGAAAACGACGGAAUGCGGCCUCCUUCCUACCCGAACUGCCAGAUAGCUUUUUCGGUUGGAUACCCGUGAUAUACAGGAUAACGGAUGAGGAGGUGCUAGAAUCUGCCGGAUUGGAUGCUUAUGUUUUACUUUCGUUCUUCAAGUUCGCUACCAAAUUUCUCUCGGCUACCUUCGCAUUCGCUACGCUUAUAAUUAUGCCAUUACAUCUAAAAUAUGCCGGUCAAUGGGGUGUUCCAGGCUGGGACCAUGAUGACGAUGACAAUGACGACGACGGACAAUCACUCUUCGCGAGGGACAUAUUGCUCGGAAACGGAAAUAAGAAAUUCAAAGGAGACCCGACUUAUCUAUGGAUCUACGUGAUAUUUCCCUACGUAUUUACCGGUAUCGCCAUAUAUCUGCUCAUUCAAGAAACCAACAAGAUUAUCCGGGUACGUCAGAAGUACCUUGGCAGUCAAACGUCGACUACCGAUCGCACAUUUCGACUGUCGGGCGUUCCAAAUGAAUUGCGCUCAGAAGAGAAGAUUCAAGAAAUUAUCGAAGAUCUCCAUAUUGGGAAAGUGGAAGCCGUCACGUUGUGUCGUCAGUGGCAUGAGCUGGAUCUGUUGAUGGAAGAACGGAAGAAGAUUCUGAAGCCGCUUGAACGAGCAUAUACGAGGCAUCUUGGCUACAAGCAAAAAAGGAGAUACAACGAUACAUUGCCAUUGAUCCGAGGUUCGCGCAAUCGCUCGCCCAGUGUGCAAUCCGAGGCUACGGAGCAUUCGCAGCUACUUGGAAGUGAUGAUGGGCGUGUUCCGGUUCGAACUGAAGACAAGAAACGACCAACUCAUCGAUUGUGGUACGGCUCAUUCAAAUUACGUUACAAGAAUGUGGACUCGAUUGAUUACUUCGAGGAGAAACUACGUCGUGUCGAUGAGAGAAUACUUGCCGCUCGCCAGAAAGACUACCCAGCCACUGAUCUCGCUUUUGUCACGAUGGAAACGAUUUCUGCAUGUCAGUUGGUCGUCCAGACAAUCAUUGACCCGCAUCCUACUCAGCUAGUACCUAGUCUUGCGCCCGCUCCUGCAGACGUGAUAUGGAAGAACACAUAUCUUGCGCGUUCGAGUCGGAUAUCCCGGUCCUGGCUCAUUACGGUUGUCAUUAGCUUCUUGACCAUUUUCUGGUCUGUUCUGCUAGUACCCAUUGCGUCUUUGUUGGAUCUGAACACGCUUCACAAGGCUAUUCCUGGUCUUGCUGAUUUGCUUGCGAGACAUCCGAUUAUUGACUCUCUUGUUCGAACUGGAUUGCCUACCAUUACAAUCUCUUUGUUGACUGUGGCGGUGCCUUAUCUUUACGCCUGGCUUUCAAGUCUUCAAGGCAUGACUUCUAGAGGCGACUUGGAACUGUCCGUCAUCUCGAAAAACUUCUUCUUCACCUUCUUCAACCUCUUCUUCCUCUUCACCGUGCUCGGAUCCGCAUCGAAUUUCUACGGUUUCUUCCAAAAUCUGCAGAAUGCAUUCAAAGACGCAGCGACUAUCGCAUCUGCCUUGGCAACGUCUUUGGAGAAUUUGUCUAAAUUCUACAUCAACCUGAUCAUCCUCCAAGGUCUAGGAUUGUUCCCCUUCCGACUGUUGGAGUUUGGAAGUGUCGCUUUAUACCCUAUUAAUGUCUUGUACGCCAAAACACCUCGCGAUUACGCCGAACUGUCCACGCCUCCGAAAUUCAGCUACGGAUUUACUAUCCCGCAAACAAUCUUCAUAUUCAUCAUUUGCGUCGUGUACAGUGUCUUUCCCAGCUCAUGGCUCAUCUGUCUCUGUGGAUUGAUAUACUUUUUUCUUGGACACUUUAUUUACAAAUACCAACUCUUAUACGCAAUGGACCACCAACAACACUCAACCGGCCGCGCCUGGCCAAUGAUCUGCAGUCGCGUGUUUUUGGGUUUGGUAGUUUUCCAAGUUGCAAUGAUCGGUGUUCUUGCUCUUCGCAAACUGAUCGCGCGAUCACUGUUACUCGUCCCUCUUUUGGGCGCAACAGUCUGGUUCACAUAUUUCUUCGCAUACACAUACGAGCCCCUGAUGAAAUUCAUUGCUCUGCGAAGCAUCGACCAAGACCGACCAGACCGCACCAACGGCAACAAUUCAGAUGACUCCGUGAGCCCACCGCCUCUCCUCUCGCCACUAUCAGGUUUGGACCGCGACGCUCUCCCCAUCCUCAUCGGUGGACGCGAGAUUGGUCUCAGGCUCAAGAAAUAUGUCAAUCCAAAUCUGACCAUUCCGCUCGACGGGGCGUGGGUGCCGCGUAGUGAUGGGUCGAUUGUGAUUAGACCCAGUGCGGUUGAAGAGGCGCACAUAGGUGAGGUUUAA